UAAUGGCGGCUUUCUCCUGAGCUUCAAUGUUGUUUGUUUCUUCUGGAGUAUUUUUGCAGGAUCGAAAGCCUUUGAAGUACAUACUUUGGGACAUUCUUACAAGGAAUCUCCUCUAAAAGGUGUUGGUGUAUCCAUUUUGAAACUUUGAGCGUGAAAUUUUUAGAAAAGCCACCAUGCAUUUGUACGCAUUAACUCUUCAGAAGGCGUCUACUAUCAAUCAUGCAAUUCACGGCAAUUUCUCUGGCUCCAAGCAGCAGGAGAUUGUAAUCUCACGAGGAAAGAUCAUAGAACUUCUUCGUCCUGACCCAAACACUGGCAAAGUGUUUCCAUUGUUAGCCAUGGAAAUGUUUGGGGUUAUCCGAGAUCUUAUUGCAUUUAGACUCACUGGUGGAUCAAAGGAUUAUGUAGUGGUUGGAAGUGAUUCUGGAAGAAUUGUCAUCCUGGAAUACAUCCCUUCUAAAAACACUUUUGAGAGGAUUCAUCAAGAAACGUUUGGUAAAAGUGGCUGUCGGCGUAUAGUUCCUGGGCAGUACUUGGCUGUUGAUCCUAAAGGACGUGCCAUCAUGAUUGGUGCUGUGGAAAAACAGAAGUUAGUUUAUAUUCUGAACCGAGAUGCUGCAGCUCGCCUGACAAUUUCAUCUCCACUUGAAGCGCACAAGUCUCACACUUUGGUGUAUCACACUGUUGGUGUUGAUGUUGGUUUUGAAAAUCCAAUGUUUGCUUGCUUGGAGAUGGAUUAUGAGGAUGCUGAUAAUGAUCCAACUGGAGAGGCUGUCCACACAACUCAACAAACCCUUACAUUCUAUGAGUUAGAUCUGGGCUUAAACCACGUGGUGCGUAAAUACAGUGAACCCCUUGAAGAACAUGGAAACUUUCUCAUUCCUGUUCCAGGAGGAAAUGAUGGGCCAAGUGGAGUGCUGGUCUGCUCUGAAAACUACAUCACGUACAAAAAUUUUGGUGAUCAGGCAGAUAUCCGCAUGCCUAUUCCACGGCGAAAGUAUGAUCUUGAUGACCCAGAACGAGGAAUGAUAUUUGUUUGCAGUGCUACUCACAAGACAAAGUCCAUGUUCUUCUUCUUAGUACAAACGGAACAAGGCGACAUUUUUAAAGUUACCAUGGAAGUUGAUGAAGACAUGGUAACAGAACUGCGCAUGAAGUAUUUUGACACUGUUCCUGUUGCUGCUGCCAUGUGUGUGCUGAAGACAGGUUUCCUCUUCUGUGCCUCGGAAUUUGGAAACCACUACUUGUAUCAGAUUGCUCAUCUUGGUGAUGAUGACGAUGAGCCAGAGUUCUCCAGUGCAAUGGAGCUGGAGGAGGGGACAACUUUCUUCUUUACUCCUAGAGGCCUUAAAAAUUUGGUACUUGUGGAUGAGAUGGAGAGCUUGGCUCCUAUAAUGUCCUGCCAGAUUGCUGACUUGGCUAAUGAAGACACCCCUCAGCUGUUUGCUGCCUGUGGCAGGGGUCCCCGCUCAUCCAUGAGGGUCUUGAGGCAUGGUCUGGAGGUUUCUGAAAUGGCCGUGUCAGAGCUACCAGGUAAUCCCAAUGCUGUUUGGACCGUGAAAACACAUUCACAAGACGAGUUCGAUUCUUAUAUCGUGGUGUCUUUCAUAAACGCCACUCUGGUUUUGUCCAUUGGUGAAACAGUUGAAGAAGUCACUGAUAGUGGUUUCCUCGGCACCACUCCCACACUGUCCUGUUCACAGCUAGGAGAGGAGGCUCUGCUACAGGUUUAUACAGACGGUAUCCGACACAUCAGAGCUGACAAGCGUGUGAAUGAAUGGAAAACACCAGGAAAGAAAACUAUUGUGAAAUGUGCAGUGAACGAGAGACAGGUUGUCAUUGCAUUGACUGGAGGUGAAAUUGUCUACUUUGAGAUGGACCCGUCCGGUCAACUUAACGAGUAUACAGAACGAAAAGAAAUGUCCUCAGAUGUACAGUGCAUGGCCCUCGGGACGGUGCCCGCGGGUGAACAACGCUCCAGGUUUCUGGCCAUUGGUCUGAGCGACAAUACAGUACGGGUCAUAUCCCUUGACCCGCAGGACUGUCUGCAGCCUCUCAGUAUGCAGGCCUUACCCGCAACGCCCGAGUCACUGUGUAUCGUGGAGAUGGCUAUGGGAGGCUUGGAAAGCGAAUCUGGGCGACUAGGAGGAUUGUUUCUUAACAUUGGAUUGUCGAAUGGCGUGCUUCUUAGAACAGUUUUAGAUUUAGUGACUGGAGAUCUGUCUGAUACCAGAACAAGAUACCUGGGUUCUAAAGCUGUCAAGUUGUUUAAAGUUCGAAUGCACGGAUCUGAUGCGGUUCUUGCCAUGUCAAGUCGUUCAUGGCUGAGCUACUCGUACCAGUCUCGCUUCCACCUUACUCCACUGUCUUACGAGACGCUGGAAUACGCCUCCAGCUUCUCCUCUGAACAGUGUCCUGAAGGAAUUGUAGCUAUCUCUGCUAACACGCUGAGGAUUUUAGCGCUGGAAAAGUUGGGUGCGGUGUUUAAUCAAGUGGCCACUUCUCUACAGUACACACCUCGGAAAUUUGUCAUCCACCCCCAGAGUAACAACUUAGUCAUCAUAGAAAGCGAUCACAAUGCAUUCACUGAUAAAGUCAAGGAAGAAAAGAAACAGCAAAUCGCCGAGGAAAUGGUGGAAGCAGCCGGUGAUGAUGAGAAGGAGCUUGCAGCACAAAUGGCGGCCGAGUUUCUUAAUGAGGAUCUGGCCGAGCAGCAGUUCGGCGCUGCUAAAGCCGGACCUGGAAUGUGGGCCUCCAUUCUGAGAAUGCUGGACCCCAUCAAGGGUGAAACAAUUGACGAGGUGCGGCUGGAACAGAACGAAUCUGCUGUCAGUGUAUGCGUGUGUAAUUUCACGUGUCGGCCUGAUGAAACGUACGCGUUAGUCGGCACAGCCAAGGAUUUGACAUUGAACCCACGGUCAUGCGCAGGAGGCUUCAUUCAUACGUACAAGAUAGCUGAGCUUAUUGAUGGAGGAUACAAACUGGAAUUUGUCCACAAGACGGAGGUCGAUGAUAUCCCAGGAGCGCUCGCUCCAUUUCAGGGCCGUCUUUUAGCUGGUGUUGGUAGGCUGUUAAGAAUCUAUGACCUCGGCAAGAAGAAGCUUCUUCGUAAAUGUGAAAACAAGAAACUGCCCAACUUUAUCAUGGGUCUCAAUACAAUGGGAACUCGUAUUGUUGUGAGUGACAUUCAAGAGUCGUUUCACUUCGUCAAGUACAAGGCGAGAGAAAACCAUUUGGUUAUAUUCGCAGAUGACGUGAAUCCAAGAUGGUUAACCUGCAGCAGCUACGUGGACUACGAUACAGUGGCGGGUGCAGAUAAGUUUGGUAAUGUCUUUGUGGUUCGCCUAACGGCCAACACAACUGAUGAGAUUGACGAAGACCCUACAGGCACAAAGGCAUUUUGGGAUAGGGGACUUCUAAAUGGCGCUCCUCAAAAGGUGGAGACGUUGUGUAAUUACCACGUGGGUGAAACAGUCCUGUCUCUGCAGAAAGCGACGCUCAUCCCUGGAGGGUCAGAGUCUCUAGUCUACACCACCCUGUCAGGAGGUAUUGGAAUGCUAGUGCCGUUUACAUCAAGAGAGGACAUUGACUUUUUCCAGCACCUUGAGAUGCAUUUGCGUGCAGAACAACCGUCUCUCUGCGGCAGAGAUCAUUUGUCGUACAGAUCUUACUACAUGCCAGUCAAGAGCGUAAUUGAUGGCGAUCUCUGUGAAUAUUUUAAUUCGCUGGAUUCUUCCAAGCGGCGCAGCAUUGCAGAAGAACUUGAUCGCACACCAGCCGAGGUGUCAAAGAAGUUAGAAGACAUAAGAACACGGUAUGCUUUCUAGGAAUAUAAAGAUCAAGAACACUAAGAAGGAUGACUGACUUCGUGGUAUGACACGAAAACGUUUUAGACGUCUCUCCUGUGCUCUAUAAUGUACCACAAGUGUUACGAAGACGCACUGGGUUACUUUGCGUCGCCUUCUGUAGAAAAACAUUGCAAGUUUUCUAGCGUGUAUAAAAAGCCCCGCCGCCCCUGCACUGUCAAAACAAGUGGUUUGAGCACUGCAAUGAUAAGCGUCGUCUUGUGAUGAAUAUGGAGCCAUUUGUAGAUGAUUGAUUGUAAAGCACCCUUCUUUACCUAAAGUUGUUCUUAAAAGCCGUCUUAUGGAUUGGCUAAUUAUUAAUAAGCCGGACUGUUUUGAUAUUCAUAAUACAGUGUAAUUUUCAUUCUGUUGAUUAGCAUCUUUCUGCCGCGUGUCAUCCAUAAUGUUUUAUUUAAGUUGUUUUUCAAAGGCGAUGUCAUUGAGAAACUUUUAAAUACUAGUAAAAACAAUACCCUCUCCUGCGUCUCUCCAUAUCUUUUACUUAAAAGUACUCGGACAAGUGCUAAAGUAGUUUUAUGUAUAUUAAAGUAGAAAUGAGUUCUUAAUAGUUUGCAGAAGUUGCAUUGUGGUGCUUUAAACUGUCGUUGCAGCGGUCAUUCUUAUUUAUCUUUGAGCUUGGUACAUAGCCAAAGUUUUGCUCGUCCGUAGUUGUGUGGCAGUUACAAUUUGCUAUGGCGCAAGAGUUAUAAUUCUGGAAGUUAAAAAUCUUCUCAGAAAAUUUAUCCGGGAGGAACAGUUCCUACUUGCCAGUUUCGUUUUGUCUUACUCUGCUGCUCAAAAACCAAAUCCCAAAAAUGUACUCCUUCCCCAUGAUAAGCAAUAGCUUCAAAAUUCGUCAUAUACAAAACGUGAAAAGGUUUGGACAGCGUUUAAGUUAACACAUUUGGGUAAGAUAUCCCUCUCUAGUCAUCUAACAUGAAAGUCUUCUCUUGUUUUCAAUUACUUAAAUGAUUGACAAGCUUGUCUUGUAGCAUUGAGUUCUCGCGAUCAUGUUGUAAAACACAUCUCAAUGGGCACGAAAAAAGUUCGGUAUGUUUACAGCUGCUUUUGCAGCUGCUGUUUUUAAUUCUAAGGAAGCAUUAAUUUUUGUGAAAGUCUAAUUGUGAGACGUUUUGUGCGUGUUCUAAUUAACAUAAAAAUUAACUUCAACCGACUCGCUGACACGUUCCUGUCUGCAGCCCCAAGAUUUGCUGGUGGAGCGUUUCCUUAUCAAAGAUGAUGAUCACAUCUGAUGCGAUUUUUGGAUUUUUUUUUGGAAACUCGUUGGUGUUAGCAUUUUUGGUAGAAUGGACACCUGCUAUGUCGUCAAUAGGAUGUAGAAUAAAGUUCAAUCAUCAUUGAUUGUACUAUUAUACAUUCAUUUUUUUGUUGUUUUUUUGUUUUUAACAACAAUAAUGUUAACUUCGUCCACCAAUAUGGCGGCCAGAAAGUAUGGUGUAAACAUCUGAAACUUGCUCGGGAACUUAAUUAUCUAGGCCACUAAUUAUCUGUACUGGACAAACGGACAUUUACCCAAACAGUUUUCCCAUUACUUAAACUUCCCAAGCGGCUAAAAAUCACGAGAUGAAUGUUCACUAGUUUUAGCACUCUGGCAUGGCUUAGACGGUACCACAAGUGUGAGAUAGUUUGGGGUGACGAUAUGGCUUCUCCUCCAUCCUAGAAUCAGCACUGCCCUGAUGAGGCCGAGAAGGCCGAAACAGUAACAGUUAGAGAUGAAUAUAUAUAUAUCUUAUAUAUCUUAUCAGGCGCCGCCGUAACUCUGCAAUUUUUUAACUGGGCUGAAAAGUUGCUUACAGAUAUAAAUUUAUCACCAGUUAUGUCUGAUGAGGAAAAACGCUUUGUUGGCUUUUUAGUUUUACAUUUUAGAGCUUGAUCCCUCCACGUGAAACGAUCUUUAGUUGUUGCAUCGAAAUGCACGCUUGUUAUGUAUUUGAAUAUUUUAUCAACUAAGCGAGGGGACUGUGAAUUCAAGCGGGGAUCGAAGCGCAGAGCGUGGAAACUCGUCGAAUCUCUCUUCUUGUGCGACCGUUGAUCUGUUUAUGUGUAAGAUUUAUUAUAAAGGAUAAUAGGGCGAACGCUUGUUCCUCGAUGUCUGAAGGUUCAUAGACGACUUAAUUUCAUGGCUCUCAAUUUUUGCGAGUAAGGUACAAUAAAAGCAAAUGAAAAUGA
This is a messenger RNA of Orbicella faveolata, 6035 nucleotides long. RefSeq names its product splicing factor 3B subunit 3-like. Lineage: Eukaryota; Metazoa; Cnidaria; Anthozoa; Scleractinia; Merulinidae. The record is from RefSeq and is a predicted model, not a curated record. Gene Ontology annotation, cellular component: nucleus. Gene Ontology annotation, molecular function: nucleic acid binding; protein binding.